UCCUGCUGAAAUGAGUACCUGCGCUUAGGUCAACCUUUGAAUUCGUUUUGUCUUUGGGUGUAUAUGACACGGAAUUCUCAUCCAGCAUCCGCUCGUUUCUCCAUUAAUAUUUUGAGUACAUAGACCUACCUGAGUUCACCUGAGACGCACCUUUGCUACACAUCCACUAAGCUUAGGAGGAAGCACACGAAGUCGAAGGAGCAUAGUCUGGAAAACGGCGAAAUAGUGGGAGAGGACAGAGUACCUGCGUAGGUAUAGCCAACUUUGAAGAGAGCGGAAAAGGAGCUCGUCGAGUAGGAAAACAGUUAUGAGCUAGGCUACUGAGGACUUCUCUUCACCUUUCAUCGUCUAACGUCUCGUAACCUACAAAUUCGUUUCCCUAUUUCUUAAUUGCGACCUACGAUAGUGAGCUCGUGGAGAUAACGGGUGACCAAGAGUAGACCAUGCCGCGAGCCUUCCUUGUGAAAAAGUCGAGUAAUUCUUCAGGCAAACGGAACUGGAGCGAGCUGCCCGACCAUGAGCGUGGAGAUAUCUAUAUUCCAGCACCUAUGAUACCUACCGUGUUCAGUGAGGAGACGGAAGCCAGUCCUGCCGAGUUUGCCUCAUUUCUUUCCACACAAAAAGAUCACAACUUGCCGACACAAACUCAGAUCCAUACCCAUGAGUCCUAUCCUGUGGUUCCUACGGCUGAACUACCCUCCUCAACUGCAUUAGGUCGGCCUUCUAGCCCAGGACCUGAGAGCAGUAAAAGGCCCACCAGCAGCAAGUAUAUACGCUCAAAGAUUAAGGUGACUACAGGUGAGCUUCCUGGUGAGUUUCAAGGUCAGGACAGCACAGAUCCAGUUAUUCCUUUUGUCCCCCCUGGUGUAACUACAACAACAACAACAACAACAACAACAACCUCAGGUGGCCCUGGCACAUCCACAACGCCGAUCUUUGUGUGUCAUGUAUGCCAGAAGACAUUCCAGUAUCAACGUAUGCUGAACAGGCACCUAAAGUGCCAUAACGACACUAAAAGGCACCCAUGCAAUUUCUGCGGGAAAGGAUUCAAUGACACCUUUGAUCUCAAACGACAUGUUCGGACUCACACAGGUGUUCGCCCAUACAAGUGCAACGCGUGCGAUAAGGCAUUCACACAACGCUGCUCGCUAGAGUCCCACAUGAAGAAGAUCCACGGAGUGACGCAGCAGUACGCCUACAAAGAACGCCGCAACAAACUCUACGUCUGUGAGGAGUGCGGCCACACGGCGCCAACACAGGAUGCCCUGAUCGACCAUCUCCACACCCUGCAUCCUAACAGCACGUUCCUCCGCAACAAGGCAACGCGUAAAAUGGCAAGUCCAGGCGGGAAGCCGAUAGGCUCGCCAUCAGACGCUCCAAUGGCAGAGGAGAUGUCAAUACCAGGGUCCCCACUUUCUCUACAUAGUGACGAUACUACAGGAUCCGGAGGCAGUUAGAGAAGAGCUGCUCUGUGAUAAACGGAAACAUGUAGGGCUUUAGUGGAGACAGACUAAUGGAGAAGCCUAGGUGGUGUUUGAUCAUCUCCUGGCUCAGUUUGUCAACAAAGGACUUCAAGAAGGAAACUAACAAUCAAUAGACAAAUGGAUCUUUGAAGUAGCAUUUAUAUAUUUUUGUACUUCACUGUGGUUUUUGGUUACAAUUAAGGUAUCACAUGAAUUCUAUGUACUUUUGCAUAUACAUUACACAUUAACCUUAUAAUAAAGAAGGUUUGAGAUGGGUAGACAGUUGACUUAAUGUGUUUUAAAAGUGUAACAUUAUAUUCUGUAACUAGAAAUUGGCACAAGUAAGCUGCCACAUGCACUCAGGAUGGGAACUCUCUAAAUGCAAUCACUACUGUAUGCUUAAAAUAGCCUAUAUUAUUUCCCCUGUCUUUGAUGUAAAGGCACACAUGAAAUAAGUUCGGACCAGCAGUCCAGUGUCGAUGUAUGGUUGAGGUAUGUUCUAAUAGAGCUGUUUACGGCUACGGUAUUUAUACUUAAGGUGUGUUGCUGGUAUGGCCAUGGGUAAUGGAAUUCAAGCAGACUUGUACAAAUCUGUGCUUGUUUUUCAAAAUGGAUUUUCUCAACUAAUAUAUUCAGAAAAAUAUUGUUGUAUAAAGAGAGCUUUAUAUUUAUCUGUAUAUGUCUUUACUGUUGUUGAUGUUUUUUUCUGCCUUUUUUAUUUUUACAGAUUUCUAUUGUGAUUGUGCAACUUUUGCUUGUAAAUAUUGUAGUAUACCCUGAAAGGGAAGGCAGUGGUUGAAGCCUUACCAAGCAAUUAGGCCUAUGGUCCUUUUUUGACUACAACCCCCCUUUCAGCAUGUUUUCCCCAUGAAACACAUUACAUUACUACUGAUACUGAUCCUGUGUCUUUUGGGGGGAAUUGACACCUUGCAUAAAUCACAUAAAGUAUGCCAAAAACUUGCUGCAGCUUUAUGCUGUUUGGAGAAGAAAACAUUAUAUAGGUUAUAGCUUCAUUUUUGAAAUUGUAAAUGAAAGUAAGGCACCAAACAUUUUAGAUCACUAACGGCAUCAUAUGUUGUAUCUUGUCUUUGCCAAAGAUGUGAGAUUUUUUGGGGGAACCACUACACUCAUCAUUAAAUCAUGUUUUCCAGAGG
Molecule: messenger RNA, 2617 nt
Organism: Alosa alosa (allis shad)
Lineage: Eukaryota; Metazoa; Chordata; Actinopteri; Clupeiformes; Clupeidae
Gene: ovol1a
Product: ovo-like zinc finger 1a
Exons: 4
Coding region: 444-1457 (337 amino acids)
Biological process (GO): epidermal cell differentiation; regulation of transcription by RNA polymerase II
Cellular component (GO): nucleus
Molecular function (GO): DNA-binding transcription factor activity, RNA polymerase II-specific; RNA polymerase II cis-regulatory region sequence-specific DNA binding
Source: RefSeq, a predicted model, not a curated record